Lottia gigantea (owl limpet) is the source of this 510-nucleotide messenger RNA. RefSeq lists its product as hypothetical. Lineage: Eukaryota; Metazoa; Mollusca; Gastropoda; Lottiidae. The transcript has a single exon. The annotation marks the transcript as partial. The record is from RefSeq and is a predicted model, not a curated record.
CCACAUUAUACCUCUAACCCUCCACAUUAUACCUAUAACCCUCCACAUUAUACCUCUAACCUUCCACAUUAUACCUAUAACCCUCCACAUUACACCUCUAACCCUCCACAUUAUACCUCUAACCCUCCACAUUAUACCUCUAACCCUCCACAUUAUACCUAUAACCCUCCACAUUAUACCUCUAACCCUCCGCAUUAUACCUCUAACCCUCCACAUUAUACCCCUAACCUUCCACAUUAUACCUCUAACCCUCCACAUUAUACCUCUAACCCUCCACAUUAUACCUCUAACCCUCCGCAUUAUACCUCUAACCCUCCACAUUAUACCCCUGCGGAUGCCACCAAUAAUACUCCAAACUGUAACAUUAGGCCCUCAAAGUGUGAGAAUUUAAAAUGGUGUCAAGAGGUUUUUUUCUGCCCAUUUAGGACUUUUUUUUCUACUAGUAAAAUUUUCUGUUCUCUAUCUGUGAUUCCUGUAAUUAUAGAAAAAUGCAAACCAUAUAUGACAUAA